AUGAAACUUGAAUCUGCUAAAUCUGAUCUGAAGCAUACUUGGAGAAUCCUUAAUGACCUUAUUCGAAAACCAAAAUCUAAAACUAUUUACCCUGAAUCAUUUCAUUUCAAUGAUACUGAGACUGCUGACCCUCAGAUAAUCUCCAACACUUUCAACAAAUACUUCGCCAACAUUGGCGCUAAUCUAGCAAAAGUAAUUCCUAAUACUUCUGUUAAUUUUACUCACUACCUUAAAGGAUCUUACAUGCACUCGUUUGUACUGUAUGAAACUAAUGAAGAUGAAAUAACUAAACUUAUCUCAGAACUUAACCCUAAUAAAUCCU
Messenger RNA from Paramuricea clavata, 322 nucleotides. Lineage: Eukaryota; Metazoa; Cnidaria; Anthozoa; Malacalcyonacea; Plexauridae. The record is from the annotation of a GenBank genome assembly.